CAUCGUGUAUCCCUUGGUCGGCUUUUUUUCGUUGGCGCUAUUAUUGUGAUUACUUUCACAUUUUCUCCCGGUAGUGCGAUUGAUCAUUUGUUCCGUGUGGCAAAAAGCAUAAGGAGAAUCAGCGUAACCGUUCCUUUCAUAAAUCAACAGAUAUUUAAAUGGCGUCCAAAAUGAAGAAAGAGAAAGUAGCCAUCAUUGGCAGCGGCCUGAUCGGACGCUCAUGGGCGAUGCUGUUCGCCGGUGUCGGCUACCAGGUCACGAUCUACGAUAUCAUCCCCGACAUUGUCCAGAAGGCGCUGAAGGAAACCAAGGAAGAGUUGGACAAUCUAGAAAAACAGGGCCUCAUUCGGGGCUCGCUGACGGCCGCGGAACAAUUCAGCUGCAUCAAAGGUACGGCUGACCUAAAGGAUGCUAUCAAAGGCGCCAUUUACGUACAGGAGUGUGUGCCAGAGCGCUUGGACAUUAAGAAAAAACUGUACACCGAGGUGGACGGGAUAGUCGGACCGAACACCAUACUGGCGAGUUCCACGAGCACCUUCAUGCCGUCACUGUUCAGCGAAGACAUGAAACAUCGGGCACAGGUCCUCGUUGCCCACCCGGUAAAUCCGCCGUACUAUGUCCCGCUUGUGGAGAUAGUGCCUGCCCCGUGGACUAAGCCGGAAUACACGACAAAAGCCCGUGAGCUGAUGACGGAGAUCGGCCAGAAGCCGGUGACGCUCUCGCGCCAAAUCGAAGGCUUCGCACUGAACCGUAUUCAGUAUGCGAUCCUCAACGAAACGUGGCGCCUGGUGGCGGACGGUAUCCUCAACGUGAAGGAUAUCGAUGUCGUCAUGUCGGAGGGGCUGGGCAUGCGGUACGCUUUCCUCGGUCCACUCGAAACAGCACACCUGAAUGCGGAGGGCAUGCUGAACUACUGCGAACGGUACAGUAGUACGAUCUACUCGGUCAGCCAGACGAUGGGACCGACGCCGCAUAUGGAAGGCAAAAUAGCCGAGCAGGUUUCAAAGGAGCUGGAGGAGAUGGUGCCGAUCGAUAAACUCCCGGAGCGACGUGCUUGGCGCGAUGCUUGUCUGACGAAGCUGGCUCAGCUAAAGAAAACUAUUUAAUAGAUUACCCUGAGGGUUCAGUUAUUUUAUCCUCAACGUGUCAUAUGCUACUUGUAGCCCGAUUUUAUCAAAAAAUGACCAUUCAAUAAUAAAGCUAUACG
This is a messenger RNA of Anopheles coustani, 1207 nucleotides long. RefSeq names its product lambda-crystallin homolog (gene Had1). Gene Ontology annotation, molecular function: NAD+ binding; oxidoreductase activity, acting on the CH-OH group of donors, NAD or NADP as acceptor. Gene Ontology annotation, biological process: fatty acid metabolic process. Lineage: Eukaryota; Metazoa; Arthropoda; Insecta; Diptera; Culicidae. Bases 159 to 1106 code for a protein of 315 amino acids. The record is from RefSeq and is a predicted model, not a curated record. The transcript has 3 exons.